This is a messenger RNA of Styela clava, 3478 nucleotides long. RefSeq names its product E3 ubiquitin-protein ligase COP1-like. Gene Ontology annotation, biological process: proteasome-mediated ubiquitin-dependent protein catabolic process. The record is from RefSeq and is a predicted model, not a curated record. Lineage: Eukaryota; Metazoa; Chordata; Ascidiacea; Stolidobranchia; Styelidae. Gene Ontology annotation, molecular function: protein binding; ubiquitin protein ligase activity.
AUUCCAGAAAAAAAUUGCUACAGUCUGACAGUAUCUUAUAAUCUAUCAAAUCUUUACCUUGAAAUUGAAGAGCGGGCUUAUAGCAAUAUUUAGCGUUUUCAACAUUUUAAUGCUGUAGCCAUGUCUUCACCUGGGACCUAGAAUAACUGAAUAUUAAAUAAUUUCAAUUCAUCAAGUGGGCCCAGUCUAGUCUCUUGUGUCUCUGAUAAUAAUUGGACGCAAAGUAAUAAAUAGGCCAUGAUAUUGUAAGUUAGUGACAUUCUAAUAAAACUAACAUUAUCUUAUUAUUGUAUGACAUUAGACUCCUUUGUUCAAAUCUCAUAAACCUUCUCAGAAGAUUUUCUAAUCCACUUUCUCACCUUUUCAGUAAUGCCCAAUCAGGCAAUCAGUUUCGUUUUUUAUGGCUUUUCCAGAAUACCUUUUAAUUAGUGGAUAUCAUGGAGUUUUCAAGAUAAACUAUUUAUCUGAAUUAGGUUUUGUGUAGUUUAUCACACAAUUUAUUACUGUAUUUCAAAAGUUAUAACAGCUAUCUUCAGUUAUUAUCAGUGUGAUUACCUACAUAUUUAAAUCAGUAAGUGGCAAUGAAAAGAACUUCAGGGGGUGAUCAUGCGUCAUCUUCCAGCGCAUCGAGUUCAAGGCCACUGCCUUCGGUAUUGGGGACAUUUCGAGACAUGAAUGAAAAUUUUGUUUGCCCUAUAUGCUUCAAUUUAAUCGAUGAGGCUUAUAUGACACAAUGUGGACAUACAUUCUGCUACUCCUGUCUGAAGAGCAGCCUUGAACAGGGUAACAAAUGUACCAAAUGCAAUACAUUAAUCAAAAAAAAGGAUGACAUCUAUCCCAAUUUUAUGUUGAACGAUUUGAUAAAAAAGCAAAAGAAAAAAAUUGAAGAUAUAGCUGAGACAUCUAAAAAAUUAAAGAUGGAUUCCAGACUCUGGGAAUGGCAGACUUUUCUUGCUACUGAAGAGGAUGGUCUUCAACUGUCAGAUGUUGAACAUAUGCUUAAAGCUUUGCAAGAAAAAAAGCGAAAAAUGCUUCUUGAUAGUGCAGUCGUACAUAAUAAAAUCUUAUUAGAAUUUUUACAAGAUUUGGGAAAACGUAAAAAGGCUGAUCUCGACCGCUUGAAAUCUGAAUUGUCAGUUGUGGAACAAGAUAUAGAUCAAGUUCAGGAUGCUCUCGAGGAAAGCAGACAAGCUUCUGCAAGCUUACUGCAAGAAUCUGUUGUACCUGAUAAUGGUGAGAAGGUGGAAUCAUCUCAAGUGGAUAAAAAAGAACAAUUGGUACCUAAACCUUCAGCUUCAUCAACAAGUGAAGGUCCACCUUCAACAAAAGAAACCUUCAACACUCUUUCACAGUCUAGCAAGGUUCAUCAGAGCUGGUUCCUAAAGACUUUGUCAAAAAGAAGAAGAAAACUUGCUCUUCAUUUUGAUGAUUUAAAUCAGUGUUAUUUCAAUACGCGGUUAGGGGAGCUUGCACCUAAUGAAGAACGCAAUAUUGAACUUCUUGGUGAGUUCAGCAACAAUUUAAAACAGUUUACUCAAUUUUCUUCGAUACGUCCAGUAGCAACUUUAAGUUAUGCCAGUGAUGUUUUAAAUCCCUCCAAUAUUGUUUCAAGUAUUGAUUUUGAUAAAGAUUGUGAUCAUUUUGCAGUAGCUGGUGUCACAAAAAAAAUUAAAGUGUAUGACUAUGAGUCUGUUGUUAAUAAUGUGGUAGAUGGAAUUAAUUAUCCAGUUGUACAAAUGGCAUGUAAUUCUAAAAUUUCAUGUUUGAGUUGGAGUAAAUAUCAUAAAACCUGGUUGGCAAGCAGUGACUAUGAUGGUUCAGUGACACUUUGGGAUGCUUUCACUGGUCAGAGGAUUCGCAUGUUUCAAGAACAUGAAAAACGAUGCUGGAGUGUCGAUUUCAACACAGUUGAUCUUAGGCUUCUUGCAUCUGGAUCUGAUGAUGCUCAUGUUAAACUAUGGUCUACCAAUACCUCACAAUCUGUUGGUUGCAUCGAAGCGAAAGCUAAUGUCUGUUGUGUAAAAUUUAACCCAGAAUCGAGUUUUCAUUUAGUAUUUGGAUGUGCCGAUCAUUUUGUACAUUACUAUGAUAUACGAAAACCAAAUCAAUCAUUGGGAGUAUUCAAAGGCCAUAAGAAGGCUGUUUCAUAUGCUAAGUUUGUCUCAAGAAAUGACAUUGUAUCUGCUUCUACAGAUAGUGAACUAAAACUGUGGAAUGUUAACAGUCCAAAUUGUAUUCGGUCCUUCAGGGGUCACACAAAUGAAAAGAAUUUUGUUGGGCUUGCAACGGAUGGUACAUAUAUAGCUUGCGGGAGUGAAAAUAAUUCACUUUAUGUAUAUUAUAAGGGUUUAUCAAACCCUCUUCUUACCUAUAAAUUUGAUGUUGUAAAAAGUGUGCUUGAUAGAGACAAUAAGGAUGAAGAUGGGAAUGAAUUUGUAAGUGCUGUGGUUUGGAGAGAAAACAGUAAUAUAUUAACAGCGGCAAAUAGUCAAGGGACAAUAAAAAUUUUAGAGUUGGUGUAAGAUGCCAAAAUUUUAUUUUUGUUACUAGCGGAAUAAAAUUCUCUAUGAUAUUUUGUAUCUAAAUCAUCAUUUCGUUACACAAUAUGUUGCAGUAUUAAUAAACAAAUUGUUGUUUACUGAUAUAUUUGGAAACAAAGUUUCAUUUUUUCAUGGAAUAAAAGCCUCUGCCAUUUUAAUAAAGAUGAUGUGAUUUGUCAUAUGUUCAUGCCAUCCUAGUUUUUCUGUUUGUAGAAAUAUUGAAUACUAGUUGUGGGUUACUCUUGCAGCUUAAUCAAACAUGGCCAUAAUAAAUUAUAAUAAUUGUUGUACUGAUUCAGUAAGAAAUCUUAAAGCAUAUGUUGCAUGAUAUUUGAUUAAAACGCUUUUUCCAUUAUUUUACAUUGAUUAUUUUUUUAAUGCAAAUGUAUUGACUUGUUUGUAAAUUUGUCUUUUUGUUUCAUAUAAUUUAACUCCUUUACUGAAAUCAAAUAAAUUCAAGAAUCUAGUCAGGCAUAUACUUGAUAAGAAAAGCACAUAUUUAUCGCUUCACGUUUUUCCAAUCAAUUUCAAAUUUUCAGCACUUAUAUAAGCCGGUCAAAUCUCAAUACUCGUAAUGUUUGUUCACCUCAAAUUUUGCUACUUCAUUUUAAUUCAUAGAACAGUUAAUUUUCAUUCAUAGAACAGCUUUUUGUUACAUAUGGAAAGACUUUCAUAUGUCUAUGAUGUCCAUAUAUUUCAGCAUGCUCUUUUGUUAACCUAGAUAAUUAUUUUUUCUCCCAAGGAUUUGCUUCAAACUAGAUCACAUAAACUCACCCAAAAGUAAAGGAAAACCCCAGGAGAAAGUCGCAAAGAUUCAGACAUCUAGCCCUACAUUAAUAAUAAAUCUUCAAAUGUAGCACUUUUUAUAUAUGAACGUCAUAUGUUUUGUUUUUCCACUCUUGUUCCUUUGUUUAUAAAUACAUGAAUUAUUUUGUGAA